Molecule: messenger RNA, 486 nt
Organism: Hippocampus comes (tiger tail seahorse)
Lineage: Eukaryota; Metazoa; Chordata; Actinopteri; Syngnathiformes; Syngnathidae
Gene: eny2
Product: ENY2 transcription and export complex 2 subunit
Exons: 5
Coding region: 117-407 (96 amino acids)
Biological process (GO): mRNA export from nucleus; positive regulation of DNA-templated transcription
Cellular component (GO): nuclear pore; SAGA complex
Molecular function (GO): transcription coactivator activity
Source: RefSeq, a predicted model, not a curated record
AAUUUAUCGAACAGGACCACGGGAGCGGAACAAAGUAGUUCCAGCCGUGUUUUUGCCGGUAUAUUGUGAACGAGGGACAAGGUGCUCCCGAGCAGAUCACAUCCAGUAAAAAGAUCAUGAGCAAGGACUCACAGAUGAGGGCUGCUAUUAACCAGAAGCUGAUUGAAAUGGGCGAGAGGGAGCGGUUGAAAGAGUUGCUCAGGGCAAAGCUGGUAGAAUGCGGUUGGAAGGAUCAGCUUAAGGCACACUGCAAAGACGUGAUUCGAGAAAAAGGCCUCGACCAUGUCACAGUGGAGGACCUCGUCAACGAAAUCACACCAAAAGGCAGAGCACUGGUUCCCGACAGCGUGAAAAAGGAGCUCCUGCAGAGAAUCCGCGCAUUUCUAGCUCAACAUGCGGCCUUGUGACCAACAACUCUGCAGUCUGCUUUUUUUUUUUUUUUUUUAAACCCACUUUAGCUAGCAAGAUAGAUCCAUAGGUAAAACC